Molecule: messenger RNA, 708 nt
Organism: Schistocerca cancellata (South American locust)
Lineage: Eukaryota; Metazoa; Arthropoda; Insecta; Orthoptera; Acrididae
Product: protein dissatisfaction-like
Exons: 6
Coding region: 1-708 (235 amino acids)
Biological process (GO): regulation of transcription by RNA polymerase II; anatomical structure development; cell differentiation
Molecular function (GO): RNA polymerase II cis-regulatory region sequence-specific DNA binding; nuclear receptor activity
Source: RefSeq, a predicted model, not a curated record
AUGUUCCUCGCCGCCCACCACCAGCCGCCGCCGCCCGGCCUCCUCCACAUUCUCAUGUCCGCCGAGAAGUGCCAGGCGGGGGCGGGCCCGGCGGCGGCGCUCGCGCUGUCCCCCACGUGGGAGGUGCUGCAGGAGACGACGGCACGGCUGCUGUUUAUGGCGGUGCGGUGGGUCCGCUGCCUCGCACCCUUCCAGACGCUCUCCAAGAGGGACCAGCUGCUGCUGCUGCAGGAGUCGUGGAAGGAGCUGUUCCUGCUGCACCUGGCGCAGUGGUCUAUCCCGUGGGACCUGUCGGCGCUCUUCGGCUGCUCCAAGGCGCGCGACCGCCUGCCACAGGACGACGCCGCCACCAACAUCGAGAUCAAGACCAUCCAGGAGAUCAUGGGCAGGUUCCGGCAGCUGUCGCCAGAUGGCAGCGAGUGCGGCUGCAUGAAGGCCGUCGUACUCUUCACGCCAGAAACGGCGGGCCUGUGCGACGUGCAGCCGGUGGAGAUGCUGCAGGACCAGGCGCAGUGCAUCCUGGGCGACUACGUGCGCAGCCGCUACCCUCGGCAGCCGACGCGCUUCGGCCGGCUGCUGCUGCUGCUGCCCAGCCUGCGGGCCGUGCGCCAGUCCACGGUCGAGCGGCUCUUCUUCAAGGACACCAUCGGCGACAUCCCCAUCCAGCGCCUGCUCGGCGACAUGUACCACAUGGACAAGUACACCUAG